AGGUCAAUUCUGAAUUUACUAAAUUGUUAAAUUCUAAAUUUAUUUAAAUAUAUUCUUAAUUUUUGUUAUAUAAUAUUGAAACUAUGGAGAAAUAAACAUGUUUUCUAGAGUUGUAUACAUUUUUUUUUAAUUGAAUCACAUAUUAGAAAGGGGCUGAAAUUUAUAAUGAGUUGAUGUUAACCUUCCACGGAAAUCACCUUGAAAAAUCACGUGCAGAGAGGUUAAAAUCCGGUCCAAUGUUUAUAAAAGAACUCAGUAGUCUUGAACCUCAGUUGAAAUCCUUAGUUCACAUAUAAAACAGUUCCUUAUCAUUUUUUCGAUACAGAAGAAAGUUUCUUUUUAAUUAAUCUAACAUUGUUUAACUUUAUUAAAUUUUUUCUAAUUAUUCUAAUAAUGUUAAGAUUUUGUGUUAUUUUUGGAAUUUUUAUCAUUUUCGCUGGUUCAACUCAAUUGAAUCAAUUGUCUUUCAAAAGGGAACGUUUCAAUAUAACAUUAAAUGAAUUAAUUAAUCAGUGUUAUUACAAUGGAGGAAGAUUUAUGUUUGAUCAAAUUUUAUUGAAUCUCAAGUCAUUUAGAGAUUAUCGAAAUAAUUUGCUAAUGGAUUUAAAUACCGUCACUUUUGGAUCACCAGCUGAAGGUGAUUAUAAAUCAGUUUAUUGGAUUAAUCAAAUUUGCGAAACAAAACCAGAAAUGAUAAAUAUAUUGCGAGAAUUAUUUGAAAGUGUUCAAAAUUGUCUCAAUGUGGAAACACGUUUAAUGAAGGAUGAAGAGGAAAUAGUUUUGAAAAAUAUGUUAACUGGUGUUUGCCUUCAAUUAGAAUUUGAAAGAGCAUUGUCUACUCAACCUGAAUGUUUAAGAGAAUCCAUGGCAUCAUUGCAUUCACCAACAGAUGAAUGUUCUUUGAGUUAUCCAAAUUAUAAAACAGUUUACACUUUAGAGCCAAUACCAAUUACUUAUUCAGAAGAAGAAUGCAGGGAUUUUAUUAAUGCCGCUGUAUGCAGAAUUGAUCGUCGAAUAAAUUGUGAUAGUAAUUUAAAAGCUAUAAUUAAACAUCGAUUUAACAUGGCGCUUGGAUUAAUAUAUUGUGACACAAAUCCUAGAUUAUCACCAAAAUAUUUUCAUAGGAUUUAUACUAAAUUUUUUUAAUAUUACAAAAUAAUUUGCACGACAUAUUGUAAUAAGAAAGAUAUUUAUACUUAAUUUAAUAAAUUAGUUUCAAAAUA
Molecule: messenger RNA, 1223 nt
Organism: Leptopilina boulardi
Lineage: Eukaryota; Metazoa; Arthropoda; Insecta; Hymenoptera; Figitidae
Exons: 4
Coding region: 394-1146 (250 amino acids)
Source: RefSeq, a predicted model, not a curated record